Molecule: messenger RNA, 1773 nt
Organism: Nestor notabilis (Kea)
Lineage: Eukaryota; Metazoa; Chordata; Aves; Psittaciformes; Psittacidae
Gene: TESMIN
Product: metallothionein-like 5, testis-specific (tesmin)
Exons: 13
Biological process (GO): regulation of DNA-templated transcription
Cellular component (GO): nucleus
Source: RefSeq, a predicted model, not a curated record
AUGAGUAUGGAGAUAUCAUUUGAUAUAAUAGACAGUGGGCUUGUGACUGUAAUAUUUAGUCAAAAUAGUCCUGUUAGUUCUGAAAACUUAAAUCUGGAAACUGUAGUAAUUAAUAAUCCCAUUGAAGAAGGAUUGCUAUCUAGUCAAGACAGUCAUUUAUACACUGUAAACAUGGAAGAGACUUUGUUAGAUUACUUCAAGUAUCCACUUACCAAUGAAAAUCAAGAUCCAGUAGUAAAAGUAGAAGAACAACUACAUGGAAACAACAGCUGUGAUGAAGAUCUUGAAAAAUACAAGGAAUUAGAUCUUCCAGAAGAAGCUGAACAUAUGCCUUUACCUUCCCUGCCUUCAAAUGGUGUCCCCCUUUCUUCUGUAACGAUGCAGCAUAAAAAUCCCAGCGUUCCAACUUCAAGCAUUUUCUCUCCUGAAGGAACAGUCAAUCAGAAUGUCACAACGAUACCAGUGUUCAGAUCAUUCAUACUUCCAGUUGCAGGUGAGAAUAAAGGUAUUUAUUAUGACCAAUUUAAAAGAAUCCAAAACAGUACUAUGCAGUUAGAAAACUUGAUGAAUUGCUUAAAAGAAUCUGCAAGUGAUAUCUAAGGCUUACUUCAGACUAGUGCUUCUGUCUAUGAUGAAAUACGUGAGGUAAGAGAGGCAGUUAGUAAUGUUACUGAGAACCAACAAGACAGAAGAAUUUUUCAGAGUUCAAAUGUUGACGAGUCUGGCUGCAAGUUAUUAACAUUGCACAGUGUAAUGGAGGAAUCCAGAAGUUCACACAGGAAUGAUUGCAACCCUGUGGUUAUCUGCCAGCUGGAAGGAGGUACUCAAACACUCUGUAUCAACAGUUGUGGCACACAAGAACUAAACCCAGUUCAUCUAAUUUCGGAGUAUCACGACCAAAAUAAUUAUCUUCAGUCAGAUGUGGACAACCCUGUAACAGCUGUACUGGGGCAAUUUUCGCCUGAUCCAGGUGAACUGGUUCUAAAUGAGCAAGAGUUUGGAAGUGGACCUUUAGGAGCAGUAGCCAGCACUGCCACAUUCGAUCUAGAAUCAGAUCUGCAUGAGCUAGUGAAAAUGACCUCAGAGGGCUUACCUUAUCGUUCAGGGGUUACAAAGUCUAAGAAACCGUGUAACUGCACAAGAUCUCAGUGUCUUAAAUUAUAUUGUGAUUGCUUUGCCAAUGGUGAUUUUUGCAACAACUGCAACUGCAAGAAUUGUUUCAACAAUCAACUUCAUGAAAAUGAGAGAUUUAAAGCCAUUAAGGCCUGUCUUGAUAGAAACCCAGCAGCUUUCUUACCAAAGAUUGAGAAAAGGAAACUAAAAGAAAUUAAACCUCACCAUAACAAAGGAUGUAAUUGCAAGCGCUCAGAAUGCCUCAAGAACUACUGUGAGUGCUUUGAGGCUAAAAUUAUGUGUUCCUCUAUUUGCAAAUGUAUUGGUUGCAAAAAUUAUGAAGAAACUCCAGAUGAAAAAAUACAGGCAAACGUGCUAAACUACAUGGACUUUGGAAAUAACGAAGAAAAUAGCCCAGUUUUAACAUCAACAUUCAAAAUGUUAUCCAAAUCGAAGAAAGACAGGCAACCAGCUGUAUGUAUAUCUUGGGAAGAAGUGAAAGCAGUAUGUGCUUGUCUCCUGGUGCAAGCUCAAGAAGCAGAAGAACGAGGUUACUCUGUCUGUCUAGCUGAGCAGAUGAUCAUGGAGGAAUUUGGGAGAUGUUUAUCCCAGAUCCUGCAUCUUAUUUCGAGGUAUGGAUUGGUACAGAGUGAAAAUUAA